AUGAUGCCAAUACAAUUCUCACUACAAUGUUGGAUUUGCCUUGUGUUGGCCGUGACAACGACUGGUUUGGCCGUGGCAGACCCUGACACGACAACCACAACCACAACCACAACCGCAUCCAUCGCCCCUUCUACAAUCUCUCCCAAUGCGCUGCCAUCCAGCUCUAUGGCUCCUACCGUUUCACCAGUUCCUACUGUUUCUCAAGUGCCCACGGUGAAUAAUUCUACCACGAGUCCAGUUCCCACCACAUCCAAGCCUCCGACUGUGUCUCCUACUUCUUCCGAACCUCCCACGGUAUCGCCGGCUCCUAGCAAGUCACCAGCUCCUUCGGCCUCGGUGGUACCCACUUCCAACAGUACGGAAUCCAUUCCUCCGUCCCAACCACCAUCCGUAUCACCGAGUCCAUCCCAACCACCAUCCAGUUCUCCCGCACCCUCACAGGUUCCCAGCACGGCAGUUCCCAUUCCGCCGCCUCCUCCUCCUCAUCACCACCAUAUUUCGGCAUGGGCCAUUUUGGGCAAGACCAUUGCGUGGUUGCUCAUGAGCGCACUCGCCAUAUUGGCCUUUGGAGCGCUGUUUUCCAAUCGCUAUCGAAUCUAUUAUUGGAUACAAUCGGCUUGGUAUACCUUUUUGGGAUUUCACCUGGUGCGCAAAGUGUUGCGAUUCCUAAGGUUGGAUGGAUAUUUUGCCGGCUAUCGAGAGUCGACUUCCUCCUUGAAUGAAGUUAUUUUUGACAAUGACUUGUCGCAAGGAUUAAUGAUGCAAGAUGCAUAA
Molecule: messenger RNA, 774 nt
Organism: Cylindrotheca closterium
Lineage: Eukaryota; Bacillariophyta; Bacillariophyceae; Bacillariales; Bacillariaceae
Source: the annotation of a GenBank genome assembly